Molecule: messenger RNA, 9338 nt
Organism: Anopheles bellator
Lineage: Eukaryota; Metazoa; Arthropoda; Insecta; Diptera; Culicidae
Gene: Smr
Product: serine-rich adhesin for platelets
Exons: 14
Biological process (GO): regulation of transcription by RNA polymerase II
Source: RefSeq, a predicted model, not a curated record
AUGGAAGCAGCGGCCAUUCGUUCAAUGCAGCAGGUCGGGCCAACCGGUCAGCGAACCGAUUCUGGCCCUGGCCCUUCACCGCAGCCACCCCCACCGGGAAUGUCUUACCAACAACGUGUGCAAACGGCAGCGGCUGCCCAAAUUCAUCGAUCCGUUGAAACGACGCAGAGUUAUAGCAAAGGUGGACCGACACCGUCGCAGUCGGUGCCUAGAUCGGCAACAAGCCCGCUGUCUCCGCCCCGGCCUGGGCCGGGUGCUGCCGGGGCCGCCAGUUACGCGUCGUACGGAGGCGUUCCGGCGCGCGAGGCGCCGAUGCGGUACGUCCAGAACAGUGCGUACGGUGGGUCGACUUACGUAAGAGAUGGACCGUUUGCUCGAGCGUCGCAGGUCCAGCCGGUUGUCACAGAAUACCGCCAGGGUGUCGUACCGCCGAUCCUCGGGGUGGCCAACGUAGUGUCGAACAGCAUGCCGACAUCGAUCGCCAUUGUGAACAGCAUGGACGUGGUGCCCCUGCAUGCGGUGGCUCACCACCAGCAGCAGCAGCAGCAGCAGGUGUCCACGGUAAUGGCACCGCAGUCAUCGUCAAUUGCGCAGCAAAACAGUGGACCCCUGUCGCAAUCCUCUCUGAUGGUGGCGUCCGUACAGCAAGCACCGCAGCCGCAGCUGGUCAUGCAACAAGCUCCUCCUCAACCGCUGCAAUCGACGAGACCGCGCAUUUCUCUACUUCACCCGAAUCCGGAUUACCAUCUGCAGGCGACGCGUUCGGUUGUGUCAACGGUUGUCGCUCCCGAUAGCACAGGUCCUCCCGCAUUUAAAAAGAUUCGGCUGAACGAGGUCGGCGGACCGCAGCUCUCGCAACAGGUGAUGGGCUCCGUAGGCACAGCAGUGAACAGUGCGACGACCUUGCUGAAGGUGGACACCCGGGAGCCUCCAGUUGUGAUGGUCCCGUCCGGUGCCUACCAUCCGCAGGUGGAAGCCAUCUCCCCCACACUGCCCAGUGACCCGAUGGAGGAGCUGAGGGCCACCAAGGAUGAGCUGCUGCAGCAGAUAGCCAAGGUGGACAAUGAUAUAGACAAGGCUGAGAAGAAAAUUGGGUCGCUGAAGAAGAAACAGGAGUCUUUGGAGGAGGCUUCGGCCAAGCCGGCUGUGGAGGAGAGUUCGUCCGAGACGCAACCGAAGCAUCGCAACCUUGUGCAGAAGAUCUAUGCCGAAAAUCGCAAGCGUGCGUCUGCAGCCCAUGCCGUCCUUAGUUCGUUGGGCUCGUUCGGUGUCGAUCUGCCGCUUUACAAUCAACCGUCGGACGCGGAGGUGUGCCGUGAGAUACAGGAACGCCAUCGAAUGUUCAAGGAUCGCCUUUUGGUGCACUUCCGCAAAAUUAAGUCCGAGCGUGCCGCGAAGCAGUGCGAGAUGACGGAGCGGUACGCCCAACUGUCGCAGGAUUGGGCAAAGCGGGUGGACAAGAUGGAAGCGAGCGCCAAGCGGAAGGCGAAGGAAGCCAAGAACCGAGAGUUCUUUGAGAAGGUGUUCCCGGAGCUUCGAAAGCAGCGGGAAGAUAAGGAACGAUUUAAUCGUGUAGGUUCUAGAAUUAAAUCAGAAGCGGACCUUGAAGAAAUCAUGGAUGGUCUUCAAGAACAAGCCAUGGAGGAUAAGAAGAUGCGCUCGUAUGCUGUGAUUCCACCUUUAAUGUUAGACUCCAGACAAAGAAGGCUAGUGUUUAAUAAUGAAAAUGGAGCGCUGAUAGACAUGGAAACGGAAUUCAAGGAGCGUUUGAACCUUAACGUGUGGACGUCCGGUGAAAAGGAAAUUUUUCGAGAGAAAUUUUUACAGCAUUCUAAAAACUUUGCUAUGAUCGCAGCCAGCUUGGAUCGGAAAAGCGCGCAGGAUUGUGUACGAUAUUACUACCUCAGUAAGAAGACGGAAAACUACAAGCAACUGCUAAGGAAGUCCCGGCAGCGAACGAGAAGCUCUAGAAACCCGGCGAAAUCAAACCAGCAGCAAACACAAUCGAUAGUGGAUGCGAUGACAACUGGUGUUACGACAAGACUACAACGUGAACAACAACAAAAGACUGUAGGCCGUGAUCGUGCCGCGAAUUCAACAAAUAGUACGAUAGGAAAUAAUGCAUCAUCCGCAGUUGCUGGUACUGUUACGACGAAUUCGUCUAACACAACGUCGACAAGUACCAACAAUGGUGGCAACAACAGUAGCAACAAUAAUAAUGCCAGCAGCAACAGUAGUAGUAGCAGCACAGGCAGUAGUAGUAGCAACAUUAGUAGUAAUAGUAUCAAUGUGAACCUUGGUACCGCUACUAGCACCAGCAACGUUCUGAACAACAAUGGCGGCUCCAGUUGCAAUUCUAUUUCCGCACCGUCACCGAUGGCUAUUUCGGGUAGUAGUACCGUUGUUCCAAUGCCUCCGUCAACCUCCGGCACAACCAAUGCCACUAGCAGUAGCGGCAGCGGGAACAAAGCUGCUUCCGUCAACAGUAGCAUAGUAACUAACUGUAACGACAGUGCAAACAGCAGCCGUACCAGCGACGGCUCUUCACAGAUCGCUAAAGACAGCGAACUGAGCACUGCACCAGUGGGAGUGAUGCCGUCGAGCAGUUCUCUGUCGCAAACGUCUGCCGCAUCACUCGGUGGCCCACCUAGCAUACGAGGAGGUGGUGUAUCAUCGCCGAAUUGUGCAUCCGCCCUCACCACUGUUUCUACUGGCGCCACAGCAUCGGCAGCUUCUUCCGUGCUGUUCGAUGCAACCCAGAAAGUUGUUGCCGGAACUGCAAGCAAUAGCACCGUCGAAGCGGGUGGCGGUACGUACAGGCCACCACCGACCACGAUAACGUUGCCGAUAAAUGGUGUUAAAACCGAAUUGCUGGUGACGAAUCCGGCGGCGAUGCUUGGCGAAGUCGGUGCCGCUGGUGGUCUACCUGUAUCGUCUGUUUGUUCUACUGCGUCGACUGUGGAAUUAACACUUGGUUCGGUGGUGGCCAGUGUCGUUAGCAGUAAGCUGAACAAUGUUAAAGAUGAGCUUCACCUCAGGGAAGAGACUGAAUCGAGCGAACCGUUAAAUAAACGGAAGGACGAAAUCGCUAACGAUGUUGGUGGUGCCGACGGUGGGCAAGACGAUAAAGAUAAACUGUCGGCGAUGGGACCACUGUACACGUGUUUCAUCUGCAAAACGGAACUGUGCUCCCGAACGCGACCCCUCGAGCGUAGCCGCGCGGCGCAAUACAGCAUCCCGGAGUCGGAAAUACCAUCCGGGGCGCGGAUCUGCAACAGCUGUCAGUGCAAGUCGGUGAAGUCACGCUAUACCCACUGCCCGCUGCCAACCUGCCCCAACCCGAAGGAUCGCGUGAAACGGUUCCGCAACCUGCCCCCACGGCUGUUCGAGCUGGCGCCGGAGAUUCGGGAUCCGAUCGUGCAGGAGCUACAAAUUCCGGCCAACGUGAGCAAAUGCUGUUCGGCUUGUUUGACGCGCAUCCGGCGCAAGAUGGGCUCGCACCUGCUCGGUAGCAGCAGUCUGACGGACGAGGAGAUGGAUCGAUUCAAGAAGCUGCUCCAGGAGCAAGGGCCCAAAUGGAACCAGCUGGCGGAAUCGCUGACAAAGCCACCGCUGGCGCUCAAGACCUGCUACUUUCACUACAAGAAAAAGUAUGGCCUCGAUGUAGCCCUAAACGAGUACUACAAGCAGCACCCGAGCGAGGACCGACGGUCGGCAAUGACGGACGGCGAUGAGUCGGAUCUUAGCGGUGGAUCGUCCUCGUCGGACGAGCGCGAUGCUAGCAGUGAUACGACAGCAUCGGCCGAAAGUCCCACGAGUGGCAGCAGCAGUGGCGGCGCGGUGGGCAGUGGUAACCUCAUUACUGUGUGCAAUGUGUCCGCCACGGUGACGAGUAGCACCACCAGCAGCGUUGCCGAGGCGCUGGGACGAUCCGCCGCAGAAGGAGCAGCGUCUGCCAUGGUCGGAAUGCAACCAACGGAAGGAGGUGGUAACAUCGCCAAGGUUGAAGACGGGCGCAUAGUGCUGGGUGUCGGACCGGCGAGCUUAGGAAGCAGCAAUCGUGGGAGCAGUGGGAGCGGCAGCGAGACGGCUAUCUCUCUUGCUGCCCCUCCGGCGAAGGCGGCCAAUGCAGUUUCCGUUUCGUCGACGAGUGCUGCGUUCGAGGAUGAUCGUUUGCUGCCCCCUGGGCAGCCGCAACCGCGCAAACCGCUACGUCACACGGAGGAGUACGAUAGUUCGGCCACGGAAACGGCCGACGAAGAGAACGAAUCUUCGCCGGCGAAUCGACACAGUCCCAAAGUUGCGCUACAUCAUCCACUGCCUCACCCGCACUAUCCGCCACCGUUGCACCAUAAUUCCAGUCUUUCCUUGCUGCACAACUCCACUCCACAGCAGCCUCCACACCAGCAGCCGCAACAACAACCGAAUGGUCCCCCGCGAUCGAUGGUCAGCGGCAGUGAUAUCAGCUCGACGCCUCAAAACGUUCGCGACGUGAUGUUGAACGUUAUUGAGCGAUCGUUCAAGAACGGCUCGCUGGCCACGGGAGGAAAACCACCGCCGCCAGGUUUGCGAGAUCUACAGUUUGGCGGUUCCGGUUCAACCGGGGGCGGUCCAACGUCAUCAUCUCCGUCGGCCGGCGCGGCGUCAAGCGUGCGCGACUAUCGUGACAGUCCCAAAGGGCACGCCGUCGGUGGAGUGGCUCCGACCGUACCGGGAGUAAAUGCACCCCCGGUAUCGAUGUCGGCUGGCCCAGGGGCUCCCGUGGUCCAGCAGCUGACGACGCCUGUAUCGUCCAUGGGCGUUACGGUUGUAAAUUCGCAUGGGCAAAUAAUUUCUCAGCCCGGGGUACAACAAACGCAACACACGACGAUUCCGCCACCGCUCGUGUCCCAUCCAUCGGUCCAUGGCUCGCUGAAUCAUCCGCUGGGUGGGCAGAUUCCGGCCACGAUUACUCCGAUUUCGCAUCCGAUCCAUCAGUCGGUACAAUCGACUGCCCUCAACGCCGGCCUACGAUCGAACGACGAACCUCAGACGCUGGAUUUGAGUAUCAAGAAAACGCCGCGUUCGAUGGCAUCAGAUACUGGCACCGGUGUUGGUGGUGGUACAAGCUCAACAGCGACAAAAGCCCAAGAGGUCACCUUUCCACCACCACCGGCCCACAGCCAUAACAGUAACAAUCACCAUGGCUCGAGUUCUGGCGCCGGUGGUGGUACUAGCAACAGCAACAGCCUUAUCAACAGUGGUGGUGGUAGCCUUGGCGGCAACAAGUUCCUCCUGGGUCUGUCGGGCCCACACAACACGUUCGGUGCGGGCGGUGCCGUGACCGUUUAUCGCACCGACAAUGCAUUUCCGGGACCUAACAUUCCAGCGACGGCACCAUCGGUCGGAUCGGCGGCUUACGUGAGCUACCUGCCAGUAGUGGGCGGUGCCUCGGACGUAAUGGGCCGUCCAUUGACGAAAUCGCCCUCGGGUACGACGUAUCUAACGAUCCCGCUGGGGCCUUCGUCGAGUGGCGGCGUGGUUCCCCUGCAAGUGGCAGGCAGACAAACGUCGAUCACGUCGCAUACUCCACCGCCGUCUUCGUUACCACCGCCCGGUAGCGGCGGACUGAAGGGCAAAAGCACGCCCAAGCUGAGCCCAAAAAUGUCAUCCGGUGGUACUGGUGCCGGCGGUGGAAGCGCCAGUGGCGUUAGCCUAGGCCCUAAAGGCGGUUCGAUCACUCACGGCACACCCGUAAGCCAGCAGUCGCAGCAACAACCGCAAAUCAUCAUCCAGGGGCAGUCGGCGGGCGCAACAACGCUAAGUCCGCGGUACGAAAAUCAUCUGCUCCGGCAAACACCACCAUCAUCCGUAGGCGGUGGUGGACGGCCGGGUGCAUCGUCUUCACCCAUAAUUGCGAACGAGAAGUUCAUCGGUUCGAUCACCCACGGAACGCCGGUACACGGUGGCGGUGGAAGCGGCUUGCUUCCGGAUAAGCGCAACUCAAACCAAGGGCCAGGCUCCGCGUAUGAUUACAAGAUGGUAAAUCGCCAAAGUCCCGCCCAAAUUGUGCCGGGUGUCGGUGGGGUUCACGUGUUGGCCUCGCAGUUUCCUCCCUACGGUGCAAGAAGUGCUAGUACCGGAGGCCCCGGUGGCCCAAGUGGCCCCAAUGUGCCUGCAUACGCUCCACUUGACAACACUUCGCAGCAGUUAAGCUCACGGCAGAUCAUCUUGAACGAUUACAUUACAUCCCAGCAGAUGCAAGGGCGCAGUGGCGUUGCAAACAGUGGCGGUGCGGGUCCCAUUGGGCCAUCGGGAGUACCGAUGGUGGUUGCACCAAACAGUGGCUCACGGUCAGGAAAGGAAUCACCCUCGUCACGCGGUGGUAACGGCCCUUCGAUGCCUCCUGGCUCCAUAUACGGGCUCGUCGGUAGCAGCGUGGGACCGCCGGGUGUCGUUACCAGACCGGGGCCCAAUGACUACCUCAGCCGAGCUUCACCAGCCGCAGACCAUGUUAACCGAAUCUCACCGGUGUACGGACAGAAUACAUCGAGUCCGCAUCGAACGCCUCCUCCACCGCAACGGCAGGGUGUCAUCCAACGGCACAACACUGGCAGCAGUAACAGCAAUAGUAGCAGCAGCAACAGCAGUGUUGGAAACACUGGUGGAGGAAUAUCCAGUGGCAUCAGCAGCGGAAACACUAGUUCCUGCAAACCGCCAAGCCCAGCACCGGCCAGAUAUCACCUGCAGCCUCCGCCACCACCGGUUUCCCAACACUAUCUGCAGGAUGGCUUCACUUCCUUCGUAGAUUUGGCCGUACAGCAGCCUCCGAUGACGGUUCCGCACAAGGAUGAUAACAAACGUACGAUAAUUGAACAGCACGCCCCACUGUCGGUAGGCUCGAUCGGUUCGCUACCGCCGUCCCAUCACCACGACAUUCGCUACCACCAUCCAAGUAUGAUUCAGCUGCACCACCAACAGCACCAGCAAGCGGCUGCAGCUGCUGCGGCCGCAGCCCAACAUCAUCAGCAUCUGCGCCAACAGCAGCAGCAUGUGCUAAUAUACGGAACUUUCUAUCAAAACAUAUGAAAAACCAAAACAAAGAUUGAUCUGCAACGUCGGCAUCAGCAGCAACACUCACCUUUGCAUCCAUCGCUUCAGCAGCUGGGGUACGCACGAGAAUCGCACCUAGAACAUCGAGACCGGCGUGAGGAGAUGCAUUUCCGGGAGCGUGCCGAACUGGAGCGCACGAUUUUGGUUGAGCGGGCCGAGCGCGAAAGGGAACGGGAACGGGAACGCGAUCGAGAACGGGAGCGUGAGCGGGAGCGCGAGAGUGAAAGGGCGCGUGAACGGGAACGCGAACGGGAGCGCGAACGAGACCAGCGUGAACGACGUGACCAUCUCGAAAGGGAGCGUGAACGCGAGAGGGAACGGGAGCGUGACCGCGACCGCGAGCGGAUGGAACGACAUCAGGAAGCGGACGAUCGCCGUCGGAAGCAGCACUACGAAGGAUUUAUGCCAGACCGUCGGGAACGAUCAAUCGAUCUUGCCGGUGUUCGGAACACUUCCGAUGGGUCGCUAACAGCAGCGAACUUGAUUGACGCAAUCAUAACCCAUCAAAUUAGUCAAACGGCUGUAGAUCCUCCUUUACCAUCGAGUCGGGACCCGCAUCGCUCGGCUUAUUUCUCUUCGCGCGAUCACCGGUCAUCGGCUGUGCAAGCUAUGAGUGAGAACAACGGUAACAAAUCUCACUCGCCAAACGUGAUCAAUAUAGAUCUGGACCCGGAAUCAGCCAUGCACCAUCAUCACCGGCGUGACGGUGGGGCUGUGGUUAGUGGGAACAACGUCAGUGGCCUGAAAAACAUUACGCUUGGCGAACUGACCGAGUCGAUCAUUACGAAUGAUUUCACGACGAACCCGAACCCGUUUUUGGCGCUACGCCCACCGACCAUUCCUUACGGUGCCGCCGGUACUUCGGGAGCCGAGUCCAUACUUGUGACUGACCAGUGGAAGCAUCGUCGUCCUGCAGCGGUAACAACGCCUGGCAAGGAGGAAACUAUGCAAAAGCAGCACGAUGCACAGAAAGGUCCCGGACGGCAUACGCCACAUGAUCGGCACAUCAUUCGUAUGGCCCACUCGCCGGGACCUCGGAAUAAAUUUCACGAGUCCGUAUCUCCUGACGCACCCUCCUUCUACCACCCGGGAACAACGUUAGGCCGCGUCGGAACAAGCACCAACCCUGGUGCUGGUGGUAAUGUGAGCGUGCGAGAUAACUUUGCGCUUGAUUUUUACGUAAAAAAUCGUAUCGUUGAAGCCAUGCGCACGGAAGAAGGAGGCCAGCGCGUUUCCGAUCCGUCGAUGGUUGUGCUAGUGGAUGGAGCUGGUGGCCGUAACGAACGGCAGCAGUCACCGAGAAGCUUUCAUAACCACUCUCCCCAUCGCCAAUCACCGGCGCACCAUCAAGUAAAAGAGGUGAGCGUGGAUCGCAGCGGAACACCGGUGGCAGGCGGCGGCGACGGGCAGCCAGCGUCACGUGAUGAACAGUCUUCUCCGCACGUUACGUCGUUAUCGGCGCCAGCUUCUUCGGCUGCGGCUGCAACGACAGCGAGUGUGGCCACGUCGCUGGUUAGCUCCAUCGUGCACAAUGCGUACCAUCAGCAACCGAUCACAACGUUCACUACACCGCCAACGUAUGCCUAUCCGUUCAGUGCUCUCACCGUCGCCGGCGGAGCGUCCACUUUGCCGGUACCGCUAGUAGGUCCAACAUCGGGUCACGCCACAAUGUCGCUGUCGUCGUCGGCGUCAUCGAAAUCCGGUUCCAUUGGCGGCGGUAGUGGCAUCAAUAGCAACAGUAGCAAUACACCCGUUGGACUUAAAUCCGGUAACAGUAUGUCGUUAAGUGUUAGCGGGGCUGCCGGUAGCAACGCCAGCGUGAACAAUGCUGGAAGCAUGGGAAAUAGCGGUAGUGUUUUGGUUGACGAUCGACACCAUCCGACAGUUCUGGAACCGAAGCCUCUCCUGUCAGCUCAAUACGAAGCACUCAGCGACGAAGACUAAGAUGCAGAAGCAUUUUCGAGUGCGAAAACUUUCAAGUGUAACGCAGCUGGACCUAGUGUCUGUUUAAAUAAAUAUGCUGCCCCUCCCUUUGUCUCUCUGUGUGUGACAUAGUGAAAAGGGUGACGUGGUGUGUGGAAUCCAGGAAACGCAAUGCUUUGGACAUAUCAAGAACAAUUUGGUCUGGUAAGCCCGAACGAUUUUGCUACACCGCAAUAUAAACAGUAUUCCUUUUUGUGACUGGGUCGAUGCUCGGGUGAGCACGUAAAGCAUCGCUCGGGUCUCGGCAUCUUGCAACGCGGACC